Molecule: messenger RNA, 1308 nt
Organism: Penicillium daleae
Lineage: Eukaryota; Fungi; Ascomycota; Eurotiomycetes; Eurotiales; Aspergillaceae
Exons: 4
Coding region: 1-1308 (435 amino acids)
Biological process (GO): chitin catabolic process; carbohydrate metabolic process
Cellular component (GO): extracellular region
Molecular function (GO): chitin binding; chitinase activity
Source: RefSeq, a predicted model, not a curated record
AUGUUGAAAAAUAUUGCUCUCGGCCUGCUGGCUGCCCAGAGCGCCGCUGCGGCGCGGUUCGCUAUGUACAUUGAUGAAUAUCACACCGUCGAUCUCCCUGGAAGCGACCAAACCGGCCAAAUUGAUCACGCGAUCAUGGCAUUUGCGCCAACAAAGCUGUUCAACUCUGACUCCACUCCUUCGUUCACGCCAUUCGAGCCUGUGGACACUAUGCGCAAGCGCUUCGGCCCUGACACCAAGGUUAUGAUUGCCAUUGGUGGCUGGGGUGACACUGCAGGCUUCUCUGAUGGAGCCAAGGAUGACACCAGCCGCAAGCGCUUCGCGAAGAACGUCGCUGCCAUGCUUGACGCUAACAACUUCGAUGGAGUCGAUAUUGACUGGGAGUACCCCGGCGGUAACGGCCAGGACUACAAGCAAGUCCCCAACUCGGACAAGGUCGACGAGAUCCAGACCUACCCCAAGUUCCUCGCAGCUGUCCGCGAGGCUAUCGGCAACAAGACCCUUUCCAUCGCCGUCCCCGGCCGCAAACAGGACAUGAUUGCUUUUACCGAAGAGCAAAGCCCUGAGAUCUUCAAGUCGGUCGACAUGGUCAACGUGAUGACCUACGAUCUGAUGAACCGCCGCGACAACGUUACCGCUCACCACACUAGUGUCGAGGGAUCUCUGGAUACUGUCCAGGCUUAUCUUGAUUUGGGUCUCGAGCCCGAGAAAGUCAACCUUGGCUUUGCUUACUAUGCGAAGUGGUUCACCACUGAUCCUAACUCUGACUGCAAGGAGCAGCCGAUUGGUUGCCAGGUGGUCAAGCUCGAGAACGAUGAUGGUAGUGAUAAUGGCAAGUCUGGGGCUUUCACCUUUGAGAAGGGCAAUAUGGAUCCUCCUCCUGCCAACUUGACCACUUCGUACAACGGCAGGUGUGGCUACUCCGAGGGUACCAAGUGCCCAAGCGGGUCAUGCUGCAGCGCCUACGGUAACUGCGGAUCUGGCGACGACUUCUGCAUGGCGGGCUGCCAAUCCGACUACGGUACUUGCAAGGGCAUCUCCAUCACCGACUCUUGGCGCCGCGCUUCCCAGGACGGUCAGACCGAUGAUCAGCAGGGCGGUCAGUACUACUGGGACGAGGAGACCAACCUCUUCUGGACUUGGGAUACACCCGACCUCAUCGCUCGCAAAUUCUCGGAUAUCAUGCAGGCUAAGAAUUUGGGUGGUGUUAUGGCCUGGUCACUGGGCGAGGAUACCUACCAGUUUGCUCACCUGGAUGCUAUGCAGAAUGGCGUCCAGCAGACUACUCAACAGAGCGCUGAUGAGUGA